Messenger RNA from Brassica rapa (field mustard), 4354 nucleotides. RefSeq names its product methyltransferase-like protein 7A. Gene Ontology annotation, molecular function: S-adenosylmethionine-dependent methyltransferase activity. Lineage: Eukaryota; Viridiplantae; Streptophyta; Magnoliopsida; Brassicales; Brassicaceae. The record is from RefSeq and is a predicted model, not a curated record.
AGCGUCAACUUGAAGGCUUCCUUUUUUUUUUGUUUUUGUUUUUCUUCUCUUUUGGCCAACUCCUCUUUUCUUUGUUGUUUCCUUAUUGACUUGACCUUUCCCAAAGUAUGCAACUUUGUUCCUACCGUUAGGUGAAGCUUAAAGAGACCAUGUUCCUUCUCAGACCCAGGAGACUCAUCUUACUUGAGUUUACUCCUCCUCUGCCUCUUCCUUCUACUGAUACUACACAGCUUCUUCACAAUGCUUUUUGUUCAAAGGAUGUUCCAGGAGCACAUCAUCCGCAGAGGCCGGAGGUACAUUAGAAGGCUUAACUCUUGCCUUUUGAACUCAACGAUGCAGUCUUAUUGGGAUGAGAUUGAAAACUUCAAGAAUAAAGUGUUCGAUGAACUGACUACAAAAGAUGAGAAGGUGUUGGAGAUUGGUAUUGGGACAGGUCCUAAUAUGAGAUACUUCGCCGCUCGUAAUGUGAAUGUAACUCUUCUUGGGUUGGAUCCAAAUCCUAAAAUGAAGAAGUAUGCACGCAAAGCCGCUGUGAGAGCAGGAUUGAAUCCUAAAAACUUUAGAUUCAUGCAAGGAGUAGGAGAGGCUAUACCAUUAGAAGAUGGUUCUGUGGAUGCAGUCGUUGCAACACUUGUUCUAUGUACUGUUUCCGACGUCACUCAAACACUCAAUGAAAUCAAGCGAGUGCUGAGACCAGGAGGGCGUUUCAUCUUCUUAGAACAUGUUGCAGCAGAAGAUGGAUCUCUCUUCAGGCGUUUGCAGAAACUGUUGGAUCCAUUGCAGCAGAUAUUAGCAGAUGGAUGCCAUUUGACAAGAAACACGAGAGAGUGCAUCUUGGAAGCUGGUUUCAGCGGUGGUGCCCAAAUAGAGACGGUGUCGAUGUAUAGUUUCCCGUGGGUAACAAGACCUCAUAUCUAUGGAGUAGCUUACAAGUAAGACUAUACAUCAAGUAUCAGCUCUGCUCAAAUGUGCGAGGCUGUAGACGGGUUUUGAACUCUGAGAAAGCUAUGUUUGAUGUUGUUACUGAGUGUUGUUUGUUUCAUUAAAGAGAGAGACAGAUGCCAAUUUUAAUGAAAUUUCUUUAUAAGACAACAAGUCUUUUAGAAUAUGUUUUGUAUUCUAAAUUUAUGUUAGGUUUUAGUUUUAUUUUUGUUAUCGACAAUUUAUUACAAUGAUGUUUUACUUUUGGUUUAUUCAGAUUUUAAGUUUAAUUGUACUAUUCACAUUAAACAUUUAAAUAUUAUGAAUUUUAAGUCUUGAUAUUUUUGUUAGAUGCCAUAACUCUUAACUUGUUAAAUAAAUUAAAUAGUUUAAACUAUUUUUUGAUAUUUUGUAUGCCAAAUGAAAAUAAAAAUAUAGAAACUAAAGUUAAAUAUUUUUUAAAUAUUUUUGAAACAUAAAAUAUGUACAUAUCAAACUAUUAUUUUAUGUUUUAAAAAUAUUCAGAAAAUAAUUAUUUUAGUUUUUCUAUUUUUAUUUUCAUACCUAAUAUAUUAUUAUAUAAUAAAAUUAUUUAAUUUACUAACCCGCGGUUCGCUCGCGAUCGACCCAAUAACACGGUGAUCCGGUAAGUCGUCCGGGUCGGAUUUCAAAACAUUGCUAUUAAUGUUCUUAUUAAGCUUCUCUUAUUGUUUUGAUGUCAUUAUUAACUGAUUCAGUGGAAUUACAUCAUAACCCUCCAACCGAUAACUUAUCCACUUUUACCAAGAGAGCAUCCACAAAAACAAAAAUCAACUUCGCAACUGUGAAAUCCGACAGCCAUCUUCAUUUCGUGAAAUACGACAGCCAUCUUCUUCUUUUUUUGAAACUGACAGCCAUCUUUAAACACCACAUAUUCAUGCACUAAUCAACUCCACACAACUACCACUACCAUAACUAGUUAUAUCUCUAUUACUUUUCUAUUAAUGCUCGUCAACGAAAACAAAAUAUUUAUGUCACUUUUGGCAUAAACAAAUCCAGUGUGCUUCUCUUUUGCAAAAUGUCUCUUGAUGUUAUGAAGAGUUAAUAAAUGCCUCUUAAUGUAAUGAAUUCAUACUAUAAUGGAAAGUUUUUCCUUUUUCAAAAAUAAUGGAAAGUUCUUUACUUAUUGAUCUCUUGUAAAUGCGUAAUUUAUCGACACAUUACACUCACAAAAUAUUGAUUAUACUCAAAUAAAGAUGUUUUACAAUGACAUUUGAAAUCAUAUUGUAACGAGUAGUUGGCAGGUCCAAUAAGUUUACAUGACGCAGAAGACUCGCGGUCUUAAUCCGAACUUUAUUUUAAAAUGGCCGACAUUCACUUAUUUUUUGUUAGUUAACCGUUUAGUUAUGUUGCGUACUUACUUGUGUGAUCAUUACAUAUAUACUAUGUGAUUCUUUCGAGCAUAUGCACCGAUUUAAAUAUUUCCAAAUAAAUAAAUUGAUCUAUAUUUUUCUUUCAAAUAUUUAUAAGUUUUAAAUAAUUUAUAUAUAAAAUUAUAGAUUAUUUUAAAUAAUAUUAUCUUACUAUUUUAGUUAGACAUGUAAUUUUAAGAAUAGCAUACAUGAUGAAAUCGUUGAACUGUUUAGAAAAAGUAAUUGACAAAUCUACUGCGGAUCGUGGCGACGAGUCUUAAAUCGUUGAUGGUUCUUUAUUUGAGAGUGAUGGAGUUCUUGCUGCAAACUAUGGUUACUUCAAAAAACAGCAUGAAAUUCUAUGGAACGGUAAUCUUUUGACUCUGUUAUUAUCAAUAUAGCAAUAGAAAGAAUUGUCUUAUCUCGGUGACUCCUACUGGAGUAUUACAAAGAGAGUGACAAUCGUUUUCAAUUCAGUAAGCGCGAUAUUUUUGGAUUUAUACGAAAAUUAUCUUUUUUGAGAUUCAACUAUUUCAAAAGAAAAUAUUAAAAUUUUAUGAAAAAUCUUUAAUCAUCCAUACGCAAAUAAAUAUGUAUUAGUUUACUUUAGAUUUCUAUUGGUGUAUCUCUUUUUUAUAUUUGUUUUUCUAGUUUACAUUGUUUCGAAACUCUUUGUCUAGAAAACUUAUAAUACGACGAGAGUUCAAAAAUAAUAAUAAUGGAUGAUAUACUUUAUGUCACAUGGAUAUGAUCUCUUUGAUCCAAAUUCAGUUUCUUAUUAUUGCACUUGAUAUAUAUCUUUAUAGAGCAUAAUACUUAAUGUUUAUAUUGAUAUCUGAUCUAUAUAACAAAGUUUUUCGAUCCGCUUGAUCCGUAUCGUGUGAUCUUCUUUUAUCAUCCGGAGCUUAUUUCAUUUGGAUCACAUUUGCUUGGCAUAACACAAGAAAUACAGUUAUCUCGUAUCAUAUUUGUAUUAUGUACCGCUGAUGUAAUCAUAUCCUUAGUGGAUUCACUCACACUCACAGUUUUGGUGUUACACUGUUAGGAUACCUAUAGUUUUUUUAUGUUAUCUUUCUCGAUCUUCUGGAAACACAUGAUUGAUGCCACACAUAUCAAUGCCCAAAUAAUACAAACACGUGGCCUUUUCUGACAGACUGUAUUUUUAUUAAUACAAAUAAAGAUGAUCAAUUUACAAAAAGUAGUUUAGAAAGACUAUAAAAAAAACGUUUUGCUCUGCAUUAUAUUGAAACGAGUGGUUGGCUUGUCCAAUUUUUUUAUUUUUUUGACAUAUCGUGCUUACUUCUGUUUCAGUUUCAUUGAUAUUAUUUAUAUUAAUUUUAUAUUUUAAUAUAUUUUUUAUUGGUUGAAAAGUGGUUAGAUGUAUUAGUAACAGAUGAAAAUACGAAAUCUACAAGCGCUCAUCUACGAUAUAAACUGAUCACAAACAUUCAAAAGAAAACUCACAGAAGUGGGGUCCGCAAAUUUUUAUUUAUAAAGUAGAAGCUGAGUUAAUUGCCUCUUUGGAAACACAGUAGGCACAGUAGGCACGGCCAUGACGAUUACAAAUGACACGAGAAUCAUACUGAACGAUCAAUUGGCUUAUUGGUCCAAUUAUUUUCAAUGUCCUGCAUAAAUUAUUUAACAUAUGUUUUCUAUAUUAUUUAUCUAAUAUCAUAUAAUAACAAUACAAAACAUGCAUUAUAAUUUAUAAAAUAAUUUUACUUCAAUAACAAUUUUACUUCGCUAAUGAUUCAUUAAUGGCAUAUUUUUUUAUUUAUAAAAUUCUUUUUUACCUAUAAAAAUAAUUUUACUUCAUUAAUGAUUUAUAAAGAUUGAUCAGAUUAACUGUAUAAAAGUAUUAAUAUAACUUAACUGUAUAACAGUAUAAAUAUAAUUUACUACGAAUAUUUUGACUAAUUAAUUAUAUAUAAUCAUUCACUACAUAUUAAAAUCUUAUUUUGUUUUUAUAAAUAUUUAAAACAGAUUUACAUCAAAUAAUAAUAAUGAAUAAUUGAUAACAAUAAUAAAAAUAUUAAAAACAU